GCACCUGUUCUGCCCGGCGCGUCCUCGACAUGGCGCGCGGCCCUGCGUGGACUCGGUGGGCGCGCUCUUUAUGACAGGUCGGAGACGGGGAAAGGGAGAGUAGCGAGCGGCGAGCGAGCGUACGAGCCUGCGCUCGUGAAGGAGGGGGGGUCCAGCUGCAAAAAAAAAGAGAGAAAAAAACGACAUAACAAUGGCAGCAUCAAGCACCUCGUAGAUGGUGGAAAACAACUGAAGGCACCGUGAAUCGGGAAUACCAGCUCGGUCGACAUGACUCCGCUUUAAAAUCCCGGGCCAUCGUAUGGCGAAUGGAAUAGUUAAGGUCUCAAUUUGUUUCCUGGAAAACGAAGACUGCCGUAAUUUAAAAUGGAGUGGUAGGGGGAGAGAAGCGCGCUGUCUCCAUCAUUGAGAGGCGCGUCCACCUGCUCAUACUGGAAGUCCGGGCUUGGGGAAAACAUGGAGAAGUGCCUGUGUUGAAGGGAAAAGACCGAUUUCUGAUUUUGUCUGAACGGGAAAGGGGGAAGGGGGGGUCCCGGUGGCGAGGAAAAGGCGCAGUUUGGGUGCAUCGGGAGGUCGGACCAUGGUGGUGAUGCAUGGGAGGAACAGAAUCUGGCCAUAUUGAUGGAUGUUCUACAAGAAACCAACCUAGCUGUGCUGGCCCUCAACCCGACACAGAUCAAUGGAGUGGACGAAAAUGGAUCACAUGACCAGGGAGGGCUUCUAAAGCCGUAUGCUGCUGCACAUGCUGCCAUUCAUUUCCCCUUCUCAGCUGGCGUAUCGAGCACACAGAAAGGCAGUGCAGACUGCCAGAGAGCCACGCUGUCCACAAAGGAUCCCUGCACGCUGAAUCCAUCAUCCCCCCUGAGCCUGACAGAGGUUCCAGAGCCUGCUGCUGAUGAGUCCUCCACCCACGCCAUUUCCCUCACAUCCUGCGUCACCAAGGGGGUGAGUCCCUGGUCCCUGCCAGAAGACUGCGACAAGACUCCCUUUACCAUGAUGGAGCCUGGAGGCAUCUCCACCUUGACAGAGGAUUGCCUCAUGCAACCCAGCCGCACCUGCUUAGGGUGUUUUAUGGAGAGCAAAGAUGGUGCUGAUGCAGAACCUGGAAUCAGCCUGAAAAUGGGUGACGUGAACAGAGAGUAUGAUGGCUGCUCCAUGUCUGACAUGGGAAUGCAUGGCAUCAUGCCCAGUGAAGCCUGCCAGUAUGGAGACCAACUUCUCUCUGACCAACUCCUUGGCUUUCCAGUCCAUAAAGCCCAGGCAACAGAAAGGAGGGAUGUUGAGAAGUCUGAGAGUGACUCUGAGGAUCCUGCCUCCAAGAAUCUUUAUGAGGGCCUACUUCUGGACAAAUGCAAUGGAGAAGAGGCCUUACUAUCCAACACUGGGCAAGACUGGGGCUACUUUGAAUCCUUCAUUAGUGAGAGCAAAAUGGAGCUUCUCGAUCUCUGCUCCAAAAAUGAGCUUUCAGUGAAUCUCUUUUCUGAAGAAGACGUGGACAAUUACAUGUUCGACGAUGAUGAUGACGACUCCACACUGAGCAGUGAUGUGUGCUCCCUGAAGAUCCGUUAUGAGUCCUUCCAGGACAACAUGCGAGAAAAGACAAAUGUUCUCCAGGAGGAGACCCAGUUCAGUUUCUUUCCAAGUGUUCUUGUCAACUGCACUAAGAAAGAUGGUGGGGUCAUCAAGAAAAAUGUGGAAGGACUACAGCUCAAAGGAGAUGAAAUGCAUCCUGUGGGACCUGACAGGAAAGGGGACAAGAAUGUCUGCCCUACCAAUGGGACACCUGAUGGGAGUCCAAAGAGAAGCUAUAUAUUUGACUUCAACAACUCCACUGAAGACUCAGGGGAGUACAGUGAUGACAGCUCUUGCACUGGCUCCUCCUCUGACACUCUUCGAGAGGCUAAGGGAAGAAGCUGCUUUUUCUCCAGGGAGAAGUCAUGCUCCUCCAGUCAGCUAAAUUAUAGACUGCGAGCUAAAAGGAAAGUCAGAUACAGCGAGGAUUACCUGUACGAUGUGGACUCAAUCGAGAAUGAGAAAAAUGUUGAGAAACGUGAGAAGCUGCCCGUUGGUCCAAAGGAGGAGGAGGAUGAUGACUGGUGCCCAAAAAAGAGACGAAAAUCCUCCCGAAAGGAACCCCCAGUCAUUAUCAAAUACAUCAUCAUCAACCGGUUCAAAGGAGAGAAGCACAUGCUGGUGAAGUUGGGUAAAAUUGACCCAGCAGUUCUGACAGUGAACUUAACUGAGGAUGCAAUGAACCAGUAUGAGAAACUGGCCCCUCUGAAGAGUUUCUGGCAAAAGAGACAACAGGACAUGGAGGAAAGACGUAGGCUGGUCGUGCGUGAUAAACAUCAUUUUCGACUGAAUGGUCGCAAUCGUCCCUUCAGUUUGAGUCCCCCUAAACGGAAAUACAAGAUAGCAAACAGGCUCAGGAUUCAGAGAAUCCAAGCUGUGGAACAAUCACCAAGCAAGCAGGGAGGCAGCACCGAAGACGAUGCAACUGUUACAGGCGUGCCAUUAACUAUAGCAACCUCCAGCCGUGCAAGUACGAUAGCCGCAAAUGACAUCACACACACUAGCACACCGAACAGCAGAUCGCAAGAAAGGGAUGACAAGAGAAUUGGAAAUAAAGUAGUGCGUAUACGGAAAUUCAAAAGUGAGGCACGGCUGAGGAGCAAAAAAAUGAAAGACAUGGAAGAGGACAGAAGCAUGACGGACCGAGCGGAGAUUUGUGCUGUAUUACAAAAUCAGGACUCUGUCAGGAGUGUGAAGGAUGAAGCAAUGGACUCGGCUGCAAGCAGCCCCCAUUUGUGUGAAAAUCACACUGCCAAUGCCUCUAAAAAAUCCACUUUUGUAUCAGCCACCUGCUCUCCUGACAAAACCACGCCAUCUGUGAAUGUGGCUACAAGUGUACCAGUUGUCCCCGGAGGCUAUCUGCAGACACUGUUAGAUGCAUCAGAUACAUCGAGUAGCACCGGAAUUUCUUUCUUCCCCCAGCAGCCCCCCAGGCAGUACCCGGUUGGUCUUUCCCAGGAAGAGAAGCAGUUCACUUCUCUGCAGCUUGCCCAGAGCUGUGUCCUCUCUCCACCCUCUGAAUCCGAACUCCAGCAGUCGCCUCAAAACUGCCAGAUUGAACCAAAUUUCACCCAUAUGUGGCAUUCGCAGCUCGGCCCCAGCCAGGCUCCAUUUGCACCUGACAUUCCAGAAACCCCCAUUAUGCCUAACAGCUUUUCUGGCCCCUUGCCUGUGCCAAUGGCAGACAACUUGUCUGUCUCUGGAUACAGCCAGCUGAACUUGGACAGCAACAGACUGCUGUAUGAGAAGAAUUAUUUGCCGGAGCAGCCCCUGCCGUCCGAUGCCGAUUAUCAGGCGUGUCAGGCGCCGUGUGGGGAGGGACACUUACAGUUGCAAAGAGGAACGCUGAAUACAGACAACGGCAGGCUCAUCAGUUUUGACUCAGUGGGUUCGUUGUCAGCUACUUCUAGCAAUUACAGCUCUCUGAGUCUAAAGUCCUGCGAGAAAGAUGGCGAAGAUGACAUGAACGAUAACUUCUUGGCCCACUGCAGCCCAAAGCUGGUGAUCCAGCAAAGUGUUGACGCAAUCACACCCCUGAGGGAGUCGACGGAUCUGCUGGAUAUCUCCAACUUUACUCCCGAUAAAUUUCGGCACUCAUCGCUGUCAGAGAUGUCCCCUCCGGAUACCCCCAAUUUGUCGCCCCAGGUGAUGGGCCCAGAGAUGAAAGGAGGGGGAGUGGCUAAGACAUACCAAGAAGCCCGUGAAAUGACUCUGGGUGGUACAUCAGAGAUGAAGUGGGACUGCAACCUCAUACCACAGCAGGAACACCAGGCUGCCACACUCACAGCCAACAGUCACCAGUUCCAGUUCCACACCUUCAAUGAUGAUGAUGGCAUGGGACUGAUUGAGAAGGAUGCUAGCGUGGGGAACUUUGAUGAGCAGGGUAAUCAAAUUGUGAACUGUGCCAAAGGUCCAAGGUCAAAAAAGAAAAUCACCAGCAAACAAACUGCAGGACAGGGCUCCUUCCCAGAACAGAAAGGUACAAAGAAGACGAAGGCUCCGAAAACAGCUAAGGCAGAGAAAAGCAAGACCCCCCGGCAGAAUUCUCGGUCACCUAAAAAGUUAAAGAACCCACCUGAUGGGAAAACCGGUAAAGGUCAGGCAGGGGGGUCCAGACUGCCCCCAAGAGCUCGUAACCUGAUAGACAACAUGGGAGCUUCUGGUGGGAACCUCAUGGGGGUGUCAGGGGAUUGGCCUUUGGUAAAGGACCCCAGCACGGGCUGGUCUGAUAGGAACAACCUUCUAGAUGAUGACCAGCGAGAAUUUGAGGAGCCUUCCAACAUCUUAUCCAACAUCGCUUCCGGCAUGGCCGAAGUUCAGCGGUUUAUGAUGGCCUCCAUCGAGCCACUAUGGAGUCCUGCAUCUGGGGCCUGCCAGCCCCCUGAGGCUAACAGCCUUAAGUUAAAGACACUCAAAAUCCUGGCAGGGACAACACCAGACUCCAAGAGGAAAGGAGCCACCUCGCCGGGAGUGACCAAGGGCAGGAAGUCCACAGGCAAGGCUGGUAAAAACCAGUCCAAGUUUAAUGCCUCACAUCCCUUUUUCCCCCAGCUCGCACUAGGCUGCAACAUGUUCGAUAAACCUGCCCUAGGCACCCCAAGCACCAAUGGUCCUGCACACAAAAAAAUGUACCGUCACAAAACCAGUGCAAAAUUCCCCCGGGUGGAAAACAGUAAAGGAAAGCGAGCAGAGCGAGACCCAAGUAAGGACUUAGCAUUGAUGGCCUCUUAUGAAAAACUGAGAAUAUGGGUGUCCUCCAUGUCAAAGUCAGUCUACACUCUGACUUGUGUCAUGAGGGAGAACUACUCCAUCCUGUGAAGAUCCAUAAUUAUCCACCAUUACAGACCAUAGAUCACUCAAGAGUGCGGAAAAAUGUCUUAAGGAAGAUUUUUUUUUUCUGAUGCAAAAAGGGAACAUUUUUAUGUGGAUUAUAUCUCUAUCAAUCAUCCACCAUCUAUCUAUCUAUGUGUGUUUGUAUGUGUUUGUGUGUGAGAUUACCAUAUUGUCUUAUUUUUAUUCUUAUACGUGGAAUGAACUUGUCAUUUGUUUUUUUUUUACCCCCCGAGGGCCCGAGUGGAAACAGAGCCCGAGACGUUCAGUUCUAAACCGAAAAUAUGUCGAAUAUUACUUGCAAAAAGGCUCUUACUCAUCUUUCAGAGUACGAUUUUUGUUAAUGCCAUUGUACAGAAACAUAUGCACUAUCGGCAAAAAAAGGAUUAUCAUAAUACUGAAAUUAAUGUGCCAAACUAUGAACAAAUAUCUGUACAGACAAUUUUCUAUCUAUAUGAAUAUUGGCUGUUCUAUUUUGUAACACUUGAUGGAGAGCUGACUUUCGAAAGAAGUUAUAUUUUGGGACCCUCUCCGCUGGCGAGCACCUGCAGCUAACAGUGGUAUGCUACCGCACGCUCACCUUACCAAAACAGAAAGACUCUGAUCUUUUCUCUUUUUUGUUCACUAAAUUCAAUUUACCUCAACAUCACCCGGCAUUUUGAAGCUAAACGAGAAGCGAAGAGGGACCUCGUCGAAGACUCAAAGGACAAUGAGAGAAUGGGCGCAGGAGAAGAGGUUUGAGAGGCAUCAGCCGCAUCUUUUGAGUAAGUAUGAUGCCAGCGGUGUGUUUUUCCUAAUGCUUAAUCUCCCCAGCCGUGAUACAGGUUUGAAAAACAAGGUCGUGCAAAUGGAGCUCAUCCUUGUGAGAUUGACUCUGACUUGCCUGAGCUUCAAGGACCUGGAUAGAGGGAGAACAUGUUCACUAUUCAUAAACUCUGAAUUGACUUCACAAUGCAAAAAUAUUCCGUGUGACUCAACAGUUACAGCUUGUUUUUCUUAAACAGACAGGCCUUCUUUAACUUCUUUGACAACCUGAGGCUUGUGAAACCUUUUUGAGAAAAAAAAAACUGACAAGUUUAAGGAUAUAGUCAGCUCUCUGUUUUUCAGUCCUUAAUAAAAGAUGCACCAAUAGCAGAAAAAUGUCUGAUUUGUAGGAGUUCAGUGCUUCUUUCUCAAAUGGCAUUGAAAAACAAUCAUGAAACGUAACUUUUGUGUUUUGCAGUGGUACGGCCCAAGGCAAAUCUAUUUACAUAUAUAUGUGGAAAUUUUAUAACAAGUAGGGAAAUUACCAUUUAUUUGUUAAAAAAAAUAGAUAAAUGGAAAAGGAGCAGCCCAUAAAAAAGCUGAAAAUUAAACUCUCUGAUAUGUUAAUUAUACAUGCUGUCAGCAUUAAAUCUAGACAAAAAUUAUUAGGGGGAGAAGGGUGCAUGUGCAUCAGCAGUCUCUGUUCACAUAUUGUCUUCAGCUGUUUGUGUUAAUUAUGGUGUUUUGUGUAAUAUGCGCCCUUUGCACGCCUCGCUGCACAGCAAAGGACACUGGUGCAGGGUCUGCUGACAGCAGACACAGACAGACAUACAUAUACACACAUACAUACAUACAGAUGCACACCUUUGAUUUUAGGAUUUAAUUUGCAUUCACUGGUGAAUGAUAGGUACUCCAGUUGUGUAGUUAUGCUACUGUAGAAGCUGAGUUGUUUUGAGCUAACUGUAGCAUGACUUGUUAUGGAACAGGGUAACUGUUUCUUAUUAUUGCAAUUACUUCCGUGCUUUUGUCCUGUGAUACGCUAUAUUUUGUGUUUGCUUUGAGACGGCUGUGCUUAAGGCAUUGUAAUGCACUCUUUCACUUAAUUGUUUUGCACAGUUGUAGACUGUUUUUUAUUUUUAUCGAUAACCUGUGUUGGCCCGUUGCUGACAUGGUGAACUUGCUGAUGUUUUCACCCAAUUAACUGCUUUCUGACAAUUGCAACUCAAAGCAUGUGGUUAAGCACAGAAAUACACUGUGUAGAUACUACAAAAAAAAAUACACUUUUUACCCAACUUCAGCCAUAAUCACCUCUAAAGUGGAGACUGCACCUGCUCAUAUGGUCUUAUUAUAUUUAUUAUAACCCUCCCCAACUAAAGUGGAAAUUAUAUAACCCUCCCCAACUGAAGCAGGAGUUGCGUAACCAAAAGUAACAUAACCCUCCUAAACUAAAGCAGAAGGUUUCACAAGCAUAUCUACAAUAGAGAAAAUUAUUUCCCUCCACCAAUGCUUGCAGUUCACAUGCUGUCAUUUUUGUUUUGUUGUCCUUUAUUGUUUCGUUCUGCUCCUUAGCUGCUAAAAAGGAAGAAAUCAUUUGCGUCACUCUCGAUUGUUCCAGCUGAUCUGGCAAAAGGUCACUUCCCAGCCUGGCGCGGUUAGCGCGGCGCAGGGAAGAGUAAAAACCACUCGGGCGAACCAGCGUCCGAUCAGACUCACUAGCUGACCCCGUAUCAUGUCUCCCGGCCAGGUCUGGGACCAGGAUGAGCCGACAGUGUGACGGAACGCGGGGGCGGCCCACCUCCCCACUGCCCUCCUCCUUUCAUUUCUGCCUAUUGCCAGUUGAAUGUACUUUCCGAUGUAAAAUUUUGUACAAGGUACCACUGUUGAGCUGCUGUUUCUUAAUGGUGCUAACAAAGCAAACACAGAAACAGGAAAAAAAAGAAAAACUUUUUCCAAAACAUGACAAAAAAAGUGAAGAAGAAUCAAGCUCUCUCUGUGCCCUCUUUACGAAUGUAUAAUAUACUGUUAUGUUAUGUUUGAUGUACUUACACCAUGGUUUUGACAUUAAUUGGAAUUACUUUUUGCCUUUUCCGUUGAAAAGAAUAUUCAGCUUUAUAAAUAUUGUCUAGAGUUGUUACCAGAAGGAUUCCUAACAAACUCUUGACAUUAUGAAAUCUUGUAUAUUUUUCAGUGUGCCAAUUUGUAACAUAUUUUGUAAGUGUAUAUUUUUCUUAGAAAGUGCUGUGAAGUAUUUGUGUGUGUGGGUAACCUUUUUUGCGCCUCUGUGGGCAGUGAAAAGGAUGUAUAAUGACAGGUUUCUGGUUUUAAAAACCAAAAUACAAACAACAAAAAAGAAAACGUAAAAAAUCUAUAACUUUUUGUUGGGAGUUUUGUAAUAAGACCGAUCUUGUUGUGAGAGUGUAGUGCUAUCGUGUAAAAAAAAAUUUAAAAAAAAUAAAAAACAUAAGCAAACAAAAAAGAAAACCAGACGAAAAAGUUAUACAAAGUUUGUGAUCUCUUUGCUGUUUUAUAGAUUUUCAUGUAAAUUAUUCUAGUAUUAUUUUGUUUUUGUUGUAACUGUUGCAAAGGUUUUAAAUAUUUGUGAUCAAGCCUGUAUGGUGAUAAUGUUAUAUUGGUAACUUGCUGAGUUUUGUAAUAAUGUUUAUGGAAUAAAUAUACAAAUUAAAAUAAGCUUUUGAAUGCU
This is a messenger RNA of Brienomyrus brachyistius, 8344 nucleotides long. It is a transcript of the gene nexmifb, whose product is annotated as neurite extension and migration factor b. Lineage: Eukaryota; Metazoa; Chordata; Actinopteri; Osteoglossiformes; Mormyridae. The transcript is spliced from 4 exons. The record is from RefSeq and is a predicted model, not a curated record. Gene Ontology annotation, cellular component: nucleus. Gene Ontology annotation, biological process: negative regulation of cell-cell adhesion mediated by cadherin; negative regulation of cell-matrix adhesion; negative regulation of neuron migration. The coding region runs from base 619 to 4887 and encodes 1422 amino acids.